GGGGAUUUUUCUUAUUGGGGGGGUUGUUAAAAAAUAAAUAUAAGAGCGGCCAUCUUUGUUUCCCUGCCUAGUAGUGUAAAAUAUUCCAAAACGGCCCUCACUUUUUUUCUGGUGUCGAUUUGAAUAUUAAAUAAAUAUCAUAAUUCCGGAAGGUUUCUGAUUUCGAGGAAGGAGCCGAUGACAGGACUAUAAUGUCCUCUCCUCUCCGGUCCUGUGAGGAAGACCAGGGCAUGUUGGUUAAUUCCGAGGGAGUAGAUUUUGAUGAAGAAGACGAGGACGACGGAGAUCUAGACGAGAACGCAAGCGACAUAAACUCGCCGGCGGCGCCUCGAGAAACUGCAACACUAGCCGCGCCAGUAGAGGAAGAAAGGGAAGCAUCAGACAGGGCCAGUCUAGGGAGGAAGAAACGAGGGCCCAAGAAGAAGGAGACAAAGAAGAAAGAGAAAGAGGGAAAACCGGUUAAAGCCAAAAAACGGAAAAAGAUUGAAAGUGAUGUAGAGAGAGACUCGGAGCGAGAGAGAGAUUAUGGUGAGAACUCCGACAGCGCUGCGAGUGACUUCUCUGGCGAGAGGAAGAAGAAGAAGAAGAAACACAAGGAAAAGAAGGAGAAGAAAACCAAGAAGAAGAAAAAAGAUGAUGGGGACAGCACGCAUGAGGAGACAACAAAGCCAAUAGAACAGAAGACGUCGGCCCAGCUGGCUAUGGACUGGGGUCUGGAGGAUGUGGAUCAUACAUUCACUGAAGACGAUUACCGCACACUCACCAACUACAAAGCCUUCAGCCAGUCCAUGAGGCCCAUGAUCGCCAAGAAGAACCCUAAGAUCCCCAUGUCUAAGAUGAUGACCAUCCUGGGGGUCAAGUGGAGGGAGUUCAGCUCUAACAACCCCUUCAAGGGCUCCGGUGCUGCAGCCGUGGCAGCUGCAGCCGCCGCCGCCGCCAUUGCCGUCGCCGAGCAGGUCUCCGCGGCAACCCCAUCCCCGGAGCCACCUCCACCCCGGAAGCAGCCCCCACCCCCACGGCCGCCCCCCCUGCCGCCACCCCCGCUCCGCAAGGCCAAGACCAAAGAGGGCAAAGGCCCUGGGUAUAAGAAGAGUCGCAGUAAGAGUCCUCGUGUUCUGGCUGAGAGGAAGAAGGCGGUGGCAGCAGCAGUAGCGGCUUCAGUAGCUAAAGCCAAGAAGAUGUCCCCCAUACGCAUAAAACUGGGGGCCUUAGGCAACAAGAGAAAGAAGAGCAGUUCUAGUGGUGAUGAUGUUGAUGAGGAGGACUCGCUGCAAGAGGACUCCAGUGUCCACAGCUCCUCGGUCCGCUCCGACAGCUCCUCCCGGGUCAAGAAGAACAAGAGAGGACGUCCGGCCAAGAAGAAUAAGAAAAUGCUGGAUGAGGGUGAGGUGGAGGGGGAUGGUUAUGAGACAGACCACCAGGACUACUGUGAGGUGUGCCAGCAGGGAGGGGAGAUCAUUCUGUGUGACACCUGUCCUCGGGCCUACCACCUGGUCUGUCUGGAGCCUGAGCUGGAGAAGGCCCCUGAGGGCAAGUGGAGUUGCCCACACUGUGAGAAAGAGGGGAUCCAGUGGGAAGCGAAGGAUGAGGACUUUGAGGAGUUUGAGGAGGAGAGUGAGGACAUGGUGGUACCAGAGGUACCUGGGGUUGGACUGCUGGUAGGACUGGAGGAAGAGGAGGAUGACCACAUUGAGUUCUGCAGGGUCUGUAAAGAUGGGGGGGAACUAUUAUGCUGUGACACAUGCACUUCCUCCUACCACAUCCACUGUCUCAACCCGCCCCUGCCUGAGAUCCCCAACGGAGAGUGGCUGUGUCCACGCUGCACUUGUCCUGCUAUCAAGGGCAGGGUGCAGAGGAUCCUCCACUGGCGAUGGGGCGAGCCCCCCGAUCCUGUACCCAUGCCUCCCGCCCCCGAUACCCCUCCUGAUGCUCCUCCGCCACCCCCUAUGAAGGGCAGGGCUGAGAGGGAGUUCUUUGUCAAGCUGACUGGACAGUCCUACUGGCACUGUACCUGGAUCACUGAACUGCAGCUGGAGAUCUUCCACUCGGUGAUGUUCCGUAACUACCAGAGGAAGACAGAUAUGGACGAGCCUCCCAGUCUGGACUAUGGGUCGGGGGGAGAGGAGGAGAGUGUUAAGAGUGAGAAGAGGAGGCUGAAAGACCCCGACUAUGCUGCCCUGGAUGACAAGUUCUAUAAAUAUGGCAUCAAGCCUGAAUGGAUGAUGGUCCACCGCAUCAUCAACCACAGUAUGGACAAGAAAGGGAUAUACCACUACCUGGUCAAGUGGAGAGACCUGACCUACGACCAGUGCACAUGGGAGAGAGACGAUCUGGAGAUGCCAGAGUUUGUCAUUCACAAGGCCAACUACUGGGCACACAGGGAUGAGGUGAUGAAGGAGGCCCCAGACAUGCCGAGGAGGAUGAGGAGGAUGAGGAUGGAAGAGAGUGAAGACCCCCACAGAUCACCUGUCAACGACCCUACGAUAAAGUACGAGGAGCAGCCAGACUUUGUGACGGCGACGGGGGGCACUCUGCACCUCUACCAGCUGGAGGGACUCAACUGGCUGCGUUUCUCCUGGGCACAGGGCACUGACACCAUCCUGGCAGACGAGAUGGGGCUGGGCAAGACUAUCCAGACCAUCGUCUUCCUCUACUCACUCUUCAAAGAGGGCCACACGAGGGGCCCGUUCCUGGUGAGUGCCCCCCUCUCCACCAUCAUUAACUGGGAGAGAGAGUUUGAGAUGUGGGCCCCUGACUUCUACGUGGUGACCUACACAGGGGACAAGGACAGCAGAGCCAUCAUCAGAGAGAACGAGCUGACCUUCGACGACACGGCCAUACGGGGAGGGAGGAAAACCUUCAAACUGAGGAGAGAAGCCCCUAUAAAGUUCCAUGUCCUGUUGACGUCCUAUGAGCUGGUGACGAUAGACCAGACCUCCCUGAAGUCUAUAGACUGGGCCUGUCUAGUGGUGGACGAAGCCCACCGCCUCAAGAACAACCAGAGCAAGUUCUUCAGACGUCUGAAUGACUAUACGAUUGACCACAAGCUGCUGCUGACUGGUACUCCUCUACAGAACAACCUGGAGGAGCUGUUCCACCUGCUCAAUUUCCUCACUCCCAACCGUUUCAAUAAUCUGGAGGGGUUCCUGGAGGAGUUUGCAGACAUCUCCAAGGAGGACCAGAUCCAGAAGCUCCAUGACCUGCUGGGUCCCCACAUGUUGAGGAGGCUGAAGGCUGACGUCUUCAAGAACAUGCCGUCCAAGACUGAGCUCAUCGUACGAGUGGAACUAAGCCCCAUGCAGAAGAAAUACUACAAGUUGAUUCUGACGAGGAACUUUGAGGCUCUGAACUCUAAAGGAGGAGGUAACCAGGUGUCUCUACUCAACAUCAUGAUGGACUUGAAGAAGUGUGCCAACCACCCCUAUCUCUUCCCCGUCGCCUCCAUGGAAGCCCGCAAGACGGCGAGCGGAGCGUACGAGGGCAUGGACCUCACAAAGGCUUCUGGGAAACUGACUCUGUUGCAGAAGAUGAUGAGGAAACUGAAGGACCAGGGACACCGGGUGCUAGUCUUCUCACAGAUGACUAAGAUGUUGGACCUGUUGGAGGACUUCCUGGACUUUGAGGGUUAUAAGUACGAGAGGAUCGACGGAGGAGUCACAGGAGCUCUGAGACAGGAGGCCAUAGACAGGUUCAAUGCUCCUGGUGCUCCUCAAUUCUGUUUCCUGCUGUCCACCAGGGCAGGGGGUCUGGGUAUUAACCUGGCCACAGCAGACACUGUUGUCAUCUUCGACUCAGACUGGAACCCCCACAAUGACAUCCAGGCAUUCAGUCGCGCCCACCGCAUCGGGCAGGCCAACAAGGUGAUGAUCUACCGUUUUGUGACCCGUGCCAGUGUGGAGGAGCGCAUCACUCAGGUGGCAAAGAGGAAGAUGAUGCUGACCCACCUGGUGGUGAGGCCCGGCCUGGGCUCCAAGGCUGGAUCCAUGUCCAAACAGGAACUGGACGACAUCCUCAAGUUCGGCACCGAGGAACUCUUCAAGGACGAGAUCGAAUCGGGGGACAACAGGGAUGAUGAGGGCAGUGUGAUCCACUAUGACAGCUCAGCCAUCGAGAGACUGCUGGACCGGAGCCAGGACGCUACAGACGACACAGACAUGCAGAACAUGAACGAAUACCUCAGCUCCUUCAAAGUGGCCCGCUACAUGGUUCGAGAGGAGGAUAAGAUUGAGGAGGUGGAGCGUGAGAUCAUUAAGCAGGAAGAGUGUGUGGACCCAGAAUACUGGGAGAAGCUGCUGAGACAUCACUAUGAGCAACAACAGGAGGACCUGGCUAGUAAACUGGGCAAGGGCAAGAGGAACCGCAAACCUGUCAACUACAACGACGCAGCACAGGAGGACCAAGAGUGGCAUGCUGGUAUUUCAGAUAACCAGUCCGAGUACUCUGUGGGCUCUGAGGAGGAGGAUGAAGACUUCGAUGAGAGGCCAGAAGGUUCUCGCCGACAGUCCCGUCGUCAGAUGAGGAACGAGAGAGACAAGCCACUUCCCCCCCUGUUGGCCAGAGUAGGGGGAAACUUGGAGGUAUUGGGCUUCAACACGCGCCAGAGGAAAGCCUUCCUAAACGCGGUGAUGCGUUGGGGCAUGCCCGCACAGGACGCCUUCUCCUGCCAGUGGCUGGUCAGAGACCUGAGGGGCAAGAGUGAGAAGGAGUUCAAGGCGUAUGUCUCCCUGUUCAUGCGUCACCUGUGUGAGCCCGUGGCCGACGGUGCCGAGACGUUUGCCGACGGCGUGCCGAGGGAGGGCCUGUGUCGGCAGCCUGUGCUCACCCGCAUCGGGGUCAUGUCCCUGGUCAAGAAGAAGAUCCAGGAGUUUGAGCACAUCAAUGGGCGGUGGAGUCUUCCAGAACUGAAGCCAGAGAUGAAGCCAGAGGCCCUGAGACCAGAGGUCAGUGUGUCUUCUUCCUCCAGAGCCUCCUCCCCUGGAGGGACAAUGAAGACCGCUACGCCCACCCCUGACCCCAGCUGUACCUCAGACAACACCCCCUGCACCUCAAAACCAGCUACCCCUGCUCCGUCGGACAAACUAGAGAAGAACGGGAAAGAUGGAGAGAAGGAAGAGGAAGAUGAGGAGCGUAAGGCCUCAUCUGAGCCAGAGCAAGAUGGCGAGAAGGAGAAGAACGAGGGGAAGGAGGAAGAGAGCAACAAGAGUGCAGACCCUGAAGUGACUCUAAUCUCUACCAAAGAAGCACUACAAGAAUUAUCCCCUUGCACAAGAACAGACAAGGAGGAGAAGGGUACAAAAGAGGAGAAGGAGGGGAAAGAAACCAAGACGACAGACACCCUUCCGGCCCUAGUGGAGGAGAAGAAAGUUGAGGAGGAGAGUAAGGAGGAGGGGUCCUUCGGAGAAACAACUAAGCAAGGGUCGGAGGUCAAACAUGAGAAACCAGGUAGUGUAACGCUCUCACCUGGAGAGAAGGUGGAGGAGAAAGAGAAGGACAACAACAAGGAAAAGGACAUGGAGAAGAGUGAGGAGGCCCCUGUCCCCACAGAAGGGCCAGACAACAUGGAAAGGAUGGAGCGACAGCAACCCUCUGACGUGAUGAAAGAGGAAGUAAAAGGUGAAAAGGAUGCUGGGAAAGAAGUGGCGAAGGAGGAGGUUGCCAAAGAUGCCUUGCCAAAACCCCCCAUCACCCCCCCCGACCGACGGCGCUUCAUGUUCAACAUCGCCGAUGGGGGCUUCACGGAGCUGCAUACGCUGUGGCAGAACGAGGAGCGGGCCGCCAUCUCCUCCGGGAAGAUGAAUGAGAUCUGGCACCGGCGACACGACUUCUGGCUGCUGGCGGGAAUUGUAGUUCAUGGGUACGCGAGGUGGCAGGACAUCCAGAACGAUCCCCAGUUUGCUAUCGUCAACGAGCCCUUCAAGUCGCAGGCCAACAAGGGCAACUUCCUGGAGAUGAAGAACAAGUUCCUGGCCCGCCGCUUCAAGUUAUUAGAGCAGGCCCUGGUGAUAGAGGAACAACUGAGACGGGCAGCCUACCUGAAUAUGACCCAGGACCCGGUCCACCCCGCCAUGGCGUUGAACGCCCGUUAUGCCGAGGUGGAGUGUCUGGCCGAGUCCCACCAACACCUCAGCAAGGAGUCCCUGGCCGGGAACAAACCGGCCAAUGCCGUGCUGCAUAAAGUGCUGAACCAGUUGGAGGAGCUGCUGAGCGACAUGAAGGCUGACGUGACACGGCUCCCCGCCACGCUGUCCCGGGUCCCGCCCAUCGCCGCACGUCUGCAGAUGUCAGAGAGGAGCAUCCUCAGCAGGCUGGCCAGCAAGGGCACUGACACACACCCGCCCCCGACCAUCCCUCCAGGACCCUACGCCACUCCUCAGAACUUUGGGCCCCCCUUCACCCCCACCCCCCUGGGAGUCUUACCCAUGGGAGGAGCCAAUUACAGCCAGAUGCCUCCUGGAUCCUUCGUAUCAGAAGCCCCAGAAGCCCCGGGUGGCGGCGGCGCCGGCUUCCUGAAGACCAAGGAGCACAACAUCAUUCAGCGGCAGCGCGUGGUAGACCUGUGGAAGGACGGCAAGUCGGAGGGGUCCAUAGGGCAGGAGCUGAGGAUGCCUAAGUCCACAGUGCACAGCAUCAUUGUCAAGUAUCGUCUCAGUAACACUGUGGAUAACCUGCCCCGCAAUGGACGGCCCAAGAAACCCUGAGGAUGGGGGGAUGGAGAGGCCCAAGAAACCCUGAGGAUGGAGGGAUGGAGAGGCCCAAGAAACCCUGAGGAUGGAGGGAUGGAGAAGUACAGAGAAACCCUGAGGAUGGAGGGAUGGAGAAGUACAGAGAAACCCUGAGGAUGGAGAAGUACAGAGAAACUCUGAGGAUGGAGAAGUACAGAGAAACCCUGAGGAUGGAGGGAUGGAGAAGUACAGAGAAACCCUGAGGAUGGAGAAGUACAGAGAAACCCUGAGGAUGGAGGGAUGGAGAAGUACAGAGAAACCCUGAGGAUGGAGAGAUGGAGAAGUACAGAGAAACCCUGAGGAUGGAGGGAUGGAGAAGUACAGAGAAACCCUGAGGAUGGAGGGAUGGAGAAGUACAGAGAAGCUCUGAGGAUGGAAAAGUACAGAGAAACUCUGAGGAUGGAGGGAUGGAGAAGUACAGAGAAACCCUGAGGAUGGAGGGAUGGAGAAGUACAGAGAAACCCUGAGGAUGGAGGGAUGGAGAAGUACAGAGAAACCCUGAGGAUGGAGGGAUGGAGAAGUACAGAGAAACCCUGAGGAUGGAGGGAUGGAGAAGUACAGAGAAACCCUGAGGAUGGAGAAGUACAGAGAAACUCUGAGGAUGGAGGGAUGGAAAAGUACAGAGAAACUGAGGAUGGAGGGAUGGAGAAGUACAGAGAAACCCUGAGGAUGGAGAAGUACAGAGAAACUCUGAGGAUGGAGGGAUGGAAAAGUACAGAGAAACCCUGAGGAUGGAGGGAUGGAGAAGUACAGAGAAACCCUGGGGAUGGAGAAGUACAGAGAAACUCUGAGGAUGGAGGGAUGGAGAAGUACAGGGAAACUCUGAGGAUGGAGGGAUGGAGAAGUACAGGGAAACUCUGAGGAUGGAGGGAUGGAGAAGUACAGGGAAACUCUGAGGAUGGAGGGAUGGAGAAGUACAGGGAACCCCUUAGGAUGGAGGGAUGGAGAAGUACAGAGAAACCUUGAGGAUGGAGGGAUGGACAAGUACAGAGAAACUCUGAGGAUGGAGGGAUGGAGAAGUACAGAGAAACUGAGGAUGGAGGGAUGGAGAGGCCCAAGAAACCCUGAGGAUGGAGGGAUGGAGAGGCCCAAGAAACCCUGAGGAUGGAGGGAUGGAGAAGUACAGAGAAACUGAGGAUGGAGGGAUGGAGAAGUACAGAGAAACUGAGGAUGGAGGGAUGGAGAAGUACAGAGAAACUGAGGAUGGAGGGAUGGAGAGGCCCAAGAAACCCUGAGGAUGGAGGGAUGGAGAAGUACAGAGAAACUCAGAGAGAGAGAGAGAGAGAGAGAGAGAGAGAGAGAGAGAGAGAGAGAGAGAGAGAGAGAGAGAGAGAGAGAGAGAGAGAGAGAGAGAGAGAGAGAGAGAGAGAGAGAGAGAGAGAGAGAGAGAGAGAGAGAGAGAGAGAGAGAGAGAGAGAGAGAGAGAGAGAGAGAGAGAGAGAGAGAGAGAAAAAGGGGAGGAAAGAGGCCUGAAAGCUGAACCUGGAGGUGAAAUGUCGUCAGAGAGGGAAAAAAACGAGAGUAUGUUAAUGUAUUCAAUAGAGAAUGUAGGUCUGAGCAGCUGAAAGAACAAAAAAUGCAAAGAAAGGGGAGAUUUGCCCUUUUUCAUCCCUCCUUCCCUGUGUCAGACAAAUCUACUGUCCCGUUCUGCUCCCGACACCGGCCGCAACGUUUCCCUUCCGGAAUCCUUCUUUAUCCAAUGGCAGAGUGAACGAGUCUGACCCCGCCCUCCUUUAUUCUUCCUCAAUCCCUCUCUCAGUCCUGCACACCUUCUCAUCCCCCACUCCCUCUCUCUUUCUCUCUCACACACACUCACACUCCCAAACACCGCAGACCUCACACACAACAUGACCGAAACCUAUUAAGUCGACUUUCUCUUUCCAUAGCCACCCUCCUCUGUUCAAUACAAGACACUGGGAUGCAAAUGCAAGCCAAAGAGGGCCAUCCUGGAGUCUCUCAUUUCAACCAACAGAGCAGGAGAAAUGAAUGACUUCUAAGUAUAACUCACUCCUUUCCCUGAACUCUGUCACCCCUCAGCAUUCCACCCCCGACCAACCAUAAAGGAGCUUAGAUGUAGAGACAAAAACAACUUCCUGUUUUUAUAUUGUUGUCGUUGUAAUGAACCAAUCAGCAUGAAGUGUUGAGAGGACAGUGCCCAAUGGGAAGAGAGCUUGGUGUAGAGACAUGUAAUCUUUUUACUGUAUUGACCAAUCAUACUUACUGUAGCACCUUUACAGUGCCUUGCGAAAGUAUUCGGCCCCCUUGAACUUUGCGACCUUUUGCCACAUUUCAGGCUUCAAACAUAAAGAUAUAAAACUGUAUUUUUUUGUGAAGAAUCAACAAGUGGGACACAAUCAUGAAGUGGAACGACAUUUAUUGGAUAUUUCAAACUUUUUUAACAAAUCAAAAACUGAAAAAUUGGGCGUGCUAAAUUAUUCAGCCCCCUUAAGUUAAUACUUUGUAGCGCCACCUUUUGCUGCGAUUACAGCUGUAAGUCGCUUGGGGUAUGUCUCUAUCAGUUUUGCAGAUCGAGAGACUGAAUUUUUUUCCCAUUCCUCCUUGGCAAAACAGCUAGAGUUCAGAGAGGUUGGAUGGAGAGCAUUUGUGAACAGCAGUUUUCAGUUCUUUCCACAGAUUCUCGAUUGGAUUCAGGUCUGGACUUUGACUUGGCCAUUCUAACACCUGGAUAUGUUUAUUUUUGAACCAUUCCAUUGUAGAUUUUGCUUUAUGUUUUGGAUCAUUGUCUUGUUGGAAGACAAAUCUCCGUCCCAGUCUCAGGUCUUUUGCAGACUCCAUCAGGUUUUCUUCCAGAAUGGUCCUGUAUUUGGCUCCAUCCAUCUUCCCAUCAAUUUUAACUAUCUUCCCUGUCCCUGCUGAAGAAAAGCAGGCCCAAACCAUGAUGCUGCCACCACCAUGUUUGACAGUGGGGAUGGUGUGUUCAGGGUGAUGAGCUGUGUUGCUUUUACGCCAAACAUAACGUUUUGCAUUGUUGCCAAAAAGUUCAAUUUUGGUUUCAUCUGACCAGAGCACCUUCUUCCACAUGUUUGGUGUGUCUCCCAGGUGGCUUGUGGCAAACUUUAAACAACACUUUUUAUGGAUAUCUUUAAGAAAUGUCUUUCUUCUUGCCACUCUUCCAUAAGGGCCAGAUUUGUGCAAUAUACGACUGAUUGUUGUCCUAUGGACAGAGUCUCCCACCUCAGCUGUAGAUCUCUGCAGUUCAUGCAGAGUGAUCAUGGGCCUCUUGGCUGCAUCUCUGAUCAGUCUUCUCCUUGUAUGAGCUGAAAGUUUAGAGGGACGGCCAGGUCUUGGUAGAUUUGCAGUGGUCUGAUACUCCUUCCAUUUCAAUAUUAUCACUUGCACAGUGCUCCUUGGGAUGUUUAAAGCUUGGGAAAUCUUUUUGUAUCCAAAUCCGGCUUUAAACUUCUUCACAACAGUAUCUCGGACCUGCCUGGUGUGUUCCUUGUUCUUCAUGAUGCUCUCUGCGCUUUUAACGGACCUCUGAGACUAUCACAGUACAGGUGCAUUUAUACGGAGACUUGAUUACACAGGUGGAUUGUAUUUAUCAUCAUUAGUCAUUUAGGUCAACAUUGGAUCAUUCAGAGAUCCUCACUGAACUUCUGGAGAGAGUUUGCUGCACUGAAAGUAAAGGGGCUGAAUAAUUUUGCACGCCCAAUUUUUCAGUUUUUGAUUUGUUAAAAAAGUUUGAAAUAUCCAAUAAAUGUCGUUCCACUUCAUGA
Oncorhynchus keta (chum salmon) is the source of this 10459-nucleotide messenger RNA. Its product is annotated as chromodomain-helicase-DNA-binding protein 3-like. Gene Ontology annotation, molecular function: histone binding; ATP-dependent chromatin remodeler activity; DNA binding. Bases 192 to 6698 code for a protein of 2168 amino acids. The record is from RefSeq and is a predicted model, not a curated record. Gene Ontology annotation, cellular component: NuRD complex; nucleus; chromatin. The transcript has 39 exons. Lineage: Eukaryota; Metazoa; Chordata; Actinopteri; Salmoniformes; Salmonidae. Gene Ontology annotation, biological process: negative regulation of transcription by RNA polymerase II; chromatin remodeling.